UAGGUACUUAACAAUUGACCCACUUGUUAUAUGUAUUCACGAUUGUAUUUCUCUUAGUUGAUUGUUGAGCAUUAUGUGAUAUGUGACCUGCAAUAUCGCAAUUAGUUACAUUAUCAAAGAUACCCCAUCCUACGGUACUUAUUUUCUUUCAAUUUCAUCACAGAUAAUAUCACGACUACGUCACACUGCAUGCACUUCCUUGCCAUUUGAAAGUCCGAUUGUUUAUAAUAUCAGCCGAAUCGAUGCCGAUCAAACGAUUCAGAUUGACAGAAAACCUUGCUUAUAAGUAAUCUCCCAGACGGGGGAUUUUAAAAAUAAUUAGUAACAGUUGCUCGUGUCUACUGGAUCAACAUGGAAAUUUGUAUAGUGAAAGCUGUCGUUAGUUUCGCUUUAAUUUGCCACACCCCAUGAAGUGCAAACGCAAACAUUUUUAUCGCUAUCAAUGCCACACGAUUCGUCUUUGCCGCAAGUGUGCACAGCUCGCUAACUGAAACAAAAAUGCGUAUACUAUCUAUUUAUCGCAUAAAUUCAUUCUGGGACUGGCGAAUUUGCGUCAGUGAGAUUAAGCUAUCUAUUGGGACGACAGUACCGAAGAUGAAAGCGUUACUUUUACUAGUUUUGAUAAUCGUUCAUGAAGGUUUCAGUGUUUCGAUCAACAGUGCCGACGAUUUCGGAGAGCAUAAUCAGAAUGCAACGGACAAUACGCAGCUUUUAUUGAGGAAGAAGAGGUUUUUACUUUUUCCGGUUGGUGCCGCUUUCUUGGUAACAGUAGCUUUUGCCAAAGCACUGGUAUUCAAAAGUCCUGGAGGAAAUUUUGCCAUCCUAGAGUUGGAUAUGUAUCACCCACUUCCGGACUACAAUAACCGUAUCACACAAUUCAAAAUUGGUGAAAUUUCUUGGCCACCGAAACCUGGGAAACCUGCUCUACCGCCAACCCCGCCUCCACCACCUACACUACCUCCGAAGCCAGCCCUCGCACCUGCUCCUUCACCAGUUAAAAACCAUCACGAUCAUCACUACGGACAUGAGCUAUCGGAAAUGGAAUUGCAGGACUACUUAAAAAGUCAUCCGGAUACGUGGGUUCCUCCAGGCUAUAGCAAAGACAGAUCGGAUAGGUUCGAAUCUGGUACCUACAAUCCGUAUCCACAAAACUAUCCACAAAGCCAGGCAACAAAAUACAUUCCAUUCGAGAGAACCAUGUGGGAUUUGGAGACGAACCAGCCACCGGCUGAAAGCCUCGAUAAUAAAUAUAAUAAUAACAUGUGGGAUUAUAGUUCAUCGAGUUCGUACCGCAUGAAAAGAUCCGAUGAUUCCGUCACUGAUUACAACAUUAAGGAAGAAGAAGACCGAUACAAUAUUAGCCAUCAUCGCAAUUGGGAACAUUUCUAUCACUAUCGGGAAAAGCGGGACCUAUACCAUACACUGGAGCAUGCCCUUGGUGCAGAAAAUCGAUUCCAGAUGAAAUCCUGUAUCAUGCGAGCCAUAUGUGAGGCACGAAGCCUUCUUUUUGCACCGGGUAAAUCAAUGAUAAUGGACCUUCUAAGGAUCAUGUUCAGCGUUCCGUUGAAGGAUGAUCUUCAAGAUGAAUACAGUAAGGCGAUGAGAGACGAAAAUAUGGAUUGCCAUGAAGUUUACGGAAAGCAGUGCUCUAUCAGUAUAUUGUAUUUGCUACUGUUUGGAAAAUUUGUCCCCUAAUGAUCGUGAGUAAAUAAAUUGAAAACAUAUUA
Messenger RNA from Aedes aegypti (yellow fever mosquito), 1727 nucleotides. RefSeq lists its product as uncharacterized. Lineage: Eukaryota; Metazoa; Arthropoda; Insecta; Diptera; Culicidae. The coding region runs from base 499 to 1695 and encodes 398 amino acids. The transcript is spliced from 4 exons. The record is from RefSeq and is a predicted model, not a curated record.